Molecule: messenger RNA, 1909 nt
Organism: Brassica napus (rape)
Lineage: Eukaryota; Viridiplantae; Streptophyta; Magnoliopsida; Brassicales; Brassicaceae
Exons: 6
Coding region: 343-1533 (396 amino acids)
Source: RefSeq, a predicted model, not a curated record
UCUUGGCUUCCCACCAUCUUCCUCUUUUCGCCACAUCUGUCUGUAAUAUUAAUUUUUUUCAGCUGUUUUCAACUAUAUUUUAAUAAUAAUGAGUCUACGCCACUACAAAAUGAAAAAAAAAAGAGUCCAUGAUUUUCUUCUUUUGUGGUAAAUAAUAUAAAUCGAAAUUCCCAAAUCCUUCAUCUUCUUCCCAAUCUCUAAAACCCUAGACUCACUUUCCAACUCAAGCAGACAGAACCAAGAAGCUUAUUUACGUUUUUCUGGGGAAAAAUAAAUUUUACUGCUUUUUGUUUGGGUUUGUUCGAUUUUGCGUCAUCUGAAAUCGAUUUUGCAAUCAACACAAUGUCGGGUUCUGGGGGAGUUUCAAUCGCCCGAUCAGCGAUCCGCGGCGAGAAUCGGUUCUACAAUCCUCCUCCGAUGCGGAGGAUGCAGCAGCAGCUGAGGGAGAAGCAGCAACGAGAAGAAGAAGGUGGGAUGUUGGUGGAUAAGGAGCUUUCGACUGCUUCGAUGCCGCCGCCUCGUCUGAGGAAAGCUCAGGCUAGGAGCAAGAAUCGGGUCGUGGUUUCCGGGUCGGAAGUAAGCGCCGGCUCAUCUGAAUCAUCCGGGUCGGGUCGGGUUCAGAGCGAGGGGUCAAACUUGGAUCGGUUCUUGGAGCACACCACUCCACUUGUCCAUCCCCGGUUACUUCCCAUUGGGAGCAGGUGUGAACUUAAACCGGAGUGCAAUACAUAUUUUGUUCUGGAGGAUCUGUGGGAGUCGUUUGCAGAGUGGAGUGCGUACGGUGCGGGUGUUCCCCUACAUAUGCAUGGGAGCGACUCCACUGUGCAGUACUACGUGCCUUACUUAUCUGGCAUUCAGUUGUAUGUAGACCCAUUAAAGAAAGCAAGAAAUCCAGUUGAAGAUAAUGAUGUAAGUAGUGAAGGUAGUAGUAAGCUUGAUAAGUUACCUAACCAUGCUAAGAAUAUGGAGAAUGCGGUGGACUUGAGUGUCAGUGAACUGAAUAGAGUUAGUCUGGGGGAUCAAUCUAUUACCGGUUCGUUGUCAAGUGGAGAGACUGAGAUCAGCAACCCUCAGGGACGGUUAUUGUUUGAGUACUUGGAGUAUGAUCCUCCCUUUGGCCGUGAACCUCUCGCUAACAAAGUGUCAGAUCUCGCCUCAAGGUUUCCUGAGCUAAUGACAUACCGGAGCUGCGACCUUUCUCCAUCAAGUUGGGUCUCUGUGUCAUGGUAUCCAAUAUACAGAAUACCAGUUGGUCCAACACUACAAAAUCUCGAUGCCUGCUUUCUAACUUUCCACUCUCUCUCAACACCACCUCCGCAAACAGGUUGUAGUGAUACUAAGCCAUCCAUGAAGCUACCUUUGGCUACUUUUGGAUUGGCAUCUUAUAAGCUGAAACUAUCUGUGUGGAACCAAAACAGAGGUCAAGAGUCCCAAAAGCUCUCGUCUUUGCAACAAGCUGCUGACAAAUGGCUUAAGCGUCUGCAAGUUGAUCAUCCGGACUACAUGUUCUUCACCUCCAAUGGCCACAAAUGAGGUGAAAAAAACGAAAGAUGUUUUCUCGACCAUCAACUUUGGCUCUGGUCUGAUCCAACAGACCCAUUAUCUGCUACUCUCUACUUCACAUAUAGUCUCUCUUACACUGAAGAACCACCAAACUCGGGCGAUUUAAGAGUCUUCUGUUUCAUUUCUAGAAGAUGGUUUGUGAAUUUGUAGCCUAAUCUUCCCAAAUGUCCUUUACUGAAACUAGUCUUUUGCUUUUCCCUAAAUAAGGAUUUGAGGAGAGAGCUCAUAUAGUGGUUUUGUAACACUUUUUGGUGAUACACUUCGGUUGCUGAACUGAAACACAGCUUGGCUUAUGUAUCGGUUUUCAACAGGUUUUAGUAAUGAAAAGUUUGUAUCUUUUAUAAAA